Nematolebias whitei (Rio pearlfish) is the source of this 1980-nucleotide messenger RNA. Its product is annotated as gastrula zinc finger protein XlCGF57.1-like. The record is from RefSeq and is a predicted model, not a curated record. NCBI's taxonomy places the organism in Eukaryota, Metazoa, Chordata, Actinopteri, Cyprinodontiformes, Rivulidae. Gene Ontology annotation, cellular component: nucleus. The transcript has 4 exons. Bases 1 to 1980 code for a protein of 659 amino acids.
AUGGCGGCCGAGAUUACAAAGCCGCAGCAGACAAUGCGGGAUCUAGUGAUUAUAUAUGUUCAGCAGACGGUGCUGAUUAGAGAAGAACCUCCGGAAGAAUGGAGUUCUGGGGUGGACCAGAAGGACCCAGAGACCCUCAACAUAAAGGAGGACGAGGAGGAACUGAGGACCAGUCUGGAUGUAGAGCAGCUACCUGACACCAGGUUCUCCUUCACUGAAGUUUCUUUGAAAAGUGAGGAUGAUGAAGAGAAACCUCUGUUCUCUCAGCUUCAUCAGCACCAAGUGGAAGAUGGAGAUCUUCCAACCAGCAGCUCAGCUGACCAGAUGAAAGCAGCAACUGGUGGAGAAGAUUGUGGAGGAGCAGAAAUUCAACUCUGCAGAUUAGAUGUUCAGAAGACAAUGCUGAUUAAAGAAAAAGCUCCUGAUGAAUGGAAUUCUGGUGUGGACCAGAAAGACCUAGAAACACGCAACAUAAAGGAAGAAGAGGAAGAACUGAGGAUCAGUCUGGAUGUAGAGCAGUUCAGUAUGAAGGAGGAGACUGAUGACACCAGGUUUUCCUUCAUUGCAGUUCCUUUGAAGAGUGAGGAGGAUGAUGAAGAGAAACCUUUGUUCUCUCAGCUUCAUCAGCACCAUUUGGAAGAUGACAAUCUUCCAACCAACAGCUCAGCUGACCAGAUGAAAGCAGCAACUGUCGGAAAGGACUGUAGAGGAGUAGAAACAACCAGGAACCCAUAUCUAAAUACUCAUGAAGAUGAUUCUAGCUCUUCAGAGACUGAAGACAGUGAGGAUGAUGAUGAAGAUGUGAAUGAUCUUGAUUCUCAGAUGAAAGACUCAUUAGACUCUGGAUCAGAAUCUGAAGACCGUGACAAUGACUGGACAGAGAACAGGGCUGCUGAGUUAGGUGAGAAACAAUUUGCUUGUGAUGUUUGUGGACAAAGGUUUGGAAAAAAGUCACAUUUAAAAACACACACGAUAAUCCACACAGGACAGAAACUAUUUGCUUGUGAUGUUUGUGGACAAAGGUUUGGAAGAAAGUCUACUUUAAAAACACACAUGAGAAUCCACACAGGACAGAAACCAUUUGCUUGUGAUGUUUGUGGACAUAAGUUUAGACAUAAUUCAAAUUUAAACAGUCAUAUGAAAUUCCACACAGGACAGAAACCAUUUGCUUGUGAUGUUUGUGGACAAAGGUUUGGAAGAAAGUCAAGUUUAAACUCACACAUGAUAAUUCACACAGGACAAAAACCCUUUACUUGUGAUGCUUGUGGACAAAUGUUUGGACGAAAGUCAAGUUUAAACUCACACAUGAUAAUCCAUACAGGACAAAAAUCAUUUGCUUGUGAUGUUUGUGGACAAAGUUUUGGCCGAAAGUUACAUUUAAACAGGCACAUGAUAACCCACACAGGACAGAAACCUUUUGCUUGUGAUGUUUGUGGACAAAGGUUUGGACACAAGUCAAAUUUAAACUCACACAUGAGAAUCCACACAGGACAGAAACCAUUUGCUUGUGUCGUUUGUGGACAAAGGUUUGGAGAAAAUUCACAUUUAAACAGACACAUGAAAAUCCACACCGGACAGAAACCAUUUGCUUGUGAUGUUUGUGGACAAAGGUUUGGACGAAAGUCAAGUUUAAGCACACACAUUAUAAUCCACACAGGACAGAAACGAUUUGCUUGUGUUGUUUGUGGAAAAAAGUUUAGAAAUAACUCGCAUUUAAACAGUCAUGUGAAAAUCCACACAGGACAGAAACCAUUUUCUUGUGAUGUUUGUGGACAAAGGUUUAGAAAUAAGUCAACUUUAAGCUCGCACAUGAGAAUCCACACUGGACAGAAACCAUUUGCUUGUGAUGUUUGUGGCCAUAAGUUUAGAAAUAAGUCAAAUUUAAACUCGCAUAUGAAAAUCCACACAGCAGGAGAAAACUGUUCAGUUUUAAAUAUUAUGACAGUUUCUAAAGACACUUCAGAGUUCACUCAAACUUGA